GAUAUUAUUAUUGUCUAAAGGGGAGACCCGAGAAAGAGCGAGACCAGUUUUGACUUUUUGGACAUUGUGUGUUUUCGAUUCGAUCUUUUUUUUCUGAAGUUAACAAUGCUGGUACUAUCAAUAAGAACACCAAGAUUUGGGAAGUCUCUGCUGAAGAUUUUGACAAUGUCAUCAUGGUUAAAGGAGUAGCAAAUGUGGCUGCGCCAUUUUAUCCCUUUGAUGUUCCCACGGAAGCAAGAAAUUACUGUAAAUAUGUCUUCUGGAUGGUGGAAGAUCUGGUGCUGCCCUGUGUGACUGUGAUCCCCAUGGAUGUCUCUGUCCUUGAGGAUCUUAUCAGAUAGAACACACAAAAAAGGUGAUGGUUCCUUCUACGUGGCUUGGCACUGGGGAAAAUUGGACACUGAUGAAGACAAUCAGAAAACUACGAAGACGGAAAGUUCUCCAAGAGUUAAGGUGUUGGAGUGUUUGGUGUCUGACACAUUGUUUCCAUGGAAUGAUUUGCAAGCAAAACUGAAUGGCGAGUUUCUGAACAACCUAGGCAACUCUGUUAAUCGAGCUCUGAGUUUUAUAGCAAAGCACAUGAUAAUGCAGGCUGAGAAACAUCCUAAGGCAAAUGCAUUGUAUGUAGAAGAAAUUGAUAUUGGGGGUGGUGAAAUUAAUUACCGCUUGAGGAAAUGCAGAACCGUAUGGUUUCUGUUCUUUGUAACUUGAAGCCGGCUACAAAUGAGGGAUAUUGUGUUACAAGCAAUGGUUCUUGCAGCUUCCAGUAGUGAGGAAAGCAAGGUAGAGUUCACAGGACAGGAGUAUCUGAACUGUUUGUAGUUCCGCUAUGUUCAUUUCGAUUGUAUAGCAAAUUGUUCUUUGCUGGAAACCCUGAAUCUGCUAGUAUUGGAAAGCGAGUUACAUUCAGCUUUUAGCAACCAUACAAUUUGAGAUUUUAAUUCUUUUGUGUCGAACUAAUUGAUGUUUGUCUUCAAUUUUUUUUAACUCUUCUGACUGUAAUAACAAAGACAGUUGGUC
This is a messenger RNA of Arabidopsis thaliana (thale cress), 1020 nucleotides long. RefSeq names its product methionine-tRNA ligase. The record is from RefSeq and is marked reviewed. The coding region runs from base 310 to 711 and encodes 133 amino acids. The transcript is spliced from 8 exons. Gene Ontology annotation, molecular function: methionine-tRNA ligase activity. Lineage: Eukaryota; Viridiplantae; Streptophyta; Magnoliopsida; Brassicales; Brassicaceae.